UAUUCCUUCACAAAUAAGUAAAACCAUCAACCAUGGCUACUCCCAACAAUGAGUGGCUCCAAAUUUACCAAAAUAACCUCACCGGAACAUCACAACCCUCGACCCUGCAGUGGUCCGGUCAUGUCACCAACGCCACAACAGUCACCACCACCACCACUACCGCCAGUAGUGUAUCUAAUGAUACAGAGGGCCGUGUAACACGUCCCACCAACAACGGUCGCAGGUCCAGCAGGACUUCACGGAGGACCCCAACCACCUUACUUAAUACUGACAUCACCAACUUCCGUUCCAUGGUCCAACAGUUCACCGGACGUGAUGGUUCAACGGCGUUUAUGGAUGCUCCUGCAACUAUUACAGCUCCUCUUCAACCUUCGAGCAGUUACGGUGCUAAUUCAUCCAGUUUUCAUUAUUAUGGGAUGGAGUCAAGGAUUUCGCCGCCUGAUGUGGGUGGUUAUAACGUGGAAGUACAGCAACCACCGCCCCAGCAGUACUACACAAUGGCGGUGGGUAACCGUGGAGCUGGUGGUGAUAUUCAUCAUGGGUUUGUGCAGAGGGUUCAAGACCAUAACGAGGUUGCAAACUUUUCCGGUGAGAAUAACGAUGGUGGCAAGGACAAUACUUGCAUGUUCUAAGAUUUCAUGAAAAAAAUAAUAAAUAAUAAAAGAUUCGUUAGGGUUUUCUUUCUCUAAAUUUCUUUACAGAAAUUAGUUUUUUUUUUUUUCUUUUUUCGGUAAUUUAAUAUGUCGAUGGAUGUAUUUCAUAUUUGAUCUUUGUAUAUAUUACUUCUUUUUUGACUUUGCUAAAUUUAUUCAAAGAAUCAUUAGUCA
Molecule: messenger RNA, 827 nt
Organism: Lactuca sativa (garden lettuce)
Lineage: Eukaryota; Viridiplantae; Streptophyta; Magnoliopsida; Asterales; Asteraceae
Source: RefSeq, a predicted model, not a curated record